Molecule: messenger RNA, 6000 nt
Organism: Caenorhabditis angaria
Lineage: Eukaryota; Metazoa; Nematoda; Chromadorea; Rhabditida; Rhabditidae
Source: the annotation of a GenBank genome assembly
AUGCUGCUGACGAAUCUUGUUUUAUUUUUAAUUGUUUUGACUCGUUUCUCAGAUGCACAGUUUCUAUCCUAUGAUGGUUAGUUUCCAAAAUUUAUAGAUUUUCUGUAACUCAAAAUUGCAGCGAUUCGAAUGAGGGUGCCAGGUCGUUGUGUCCAGGGUGAUUAUGAUUGCGGUCUCGGUCAAUGUGUUCCAAUUCAACAAUUUCGAGAUGGUAAACCAGAUUGUAUGGAUGGCAGUGAUGAAUGUAAGAAUCUUCAGCAAAUAAAUGUGAUCUAUAAUAUUUUUAGGGUGUUUUAUUGGUCAAGUCAGUUGUGGUGCGGUAUAUUGUGCAGAUUACAAAGAUAUGCUUCCCUGUUUAGUCAAUCCUAAAUGUGAUGGUUCCUCAAAGCAACUUCCAUGGUGUUCGAUUUCGAGUUAGUUUUUCUAAUUUUUGAAAAAUAAUUUCAAAAUUUUACUAAAGAUUAACAAUGUCAUAAAAACCAGAAGCUUCAUAUUUCCUUUUCUCUUUUAGAAAUUAAUUUUUUUCAGAAGAGAAACUGUGCGCUGAUAAAACAUCAUUUCCCUGCAAAGGUUAUGGAGAAUGUGUAUUAUGGGAAUGGCUUCUAGACGGAAAGAAAGAUUGUAUAGAUGGUAGUGAUGAAGAUGAGAAUUAUGUGUUACCAUUAGAAGCAUCUUAUCGAUUUGUGAGGAAUAAAACUGGCCUAAUUCUCCCGCAACCAAUACCGCCACCACCCGAAGAUCAUCCAAGUUUAUAUGUUGAAGGUUGCUCAUUUUGUCCACACGCUGAAAAACAUACAACUCCGAAAAACCCAUUCAGCGGCAAUCAGAAAACCAUCGCACCAUUGACAAAUUUUGGAAUGAUUCCGAAUCCCACGCUUUCUCCUGGUGAAUUUUUUCCCGCUCCUGCUGAUAUUAUGAUCAAUCGAUUGACGACAACACCUCCUAUUGAUGAUUUUUUUGUUACGGAUAGCACAACGCCUGCAACUCAUAAUGUUAUAUUUGUACCUGUGAAAUCUGAAGAAUCUCCUGCUGCUGCUUCAGAUUUCUUCAUAAAUCCUGAUACAACUACACGGAUACCAAUGAUAACACCAAUUGGAGCGAUUUUCAAACCUAUUCAACCAGGAUUGUCGGAGAAAAUUGAGAAUUAUAUCCCAGAAAAUACAAAUUCUGCAACUUUUAUCAAAUCAACAAUUCAAGCAGGAUCUGAAAACUCUGAAAAGCCAAUGUCUAUCGCUACCAGCUCACCAGAACAAUCCCAAGCAAUAUUUCGCCCAGUUGGAUCUGGAAAACCUGGGGAAUUUUUCCCUUGGAAUCCACAAACUACAAAUUCACCAACAAAUAUGUUUACCAAAGCAUCUCCCUCAUUUCCAAUAUUCAUUAUGCCAACUGAAAACCCAAAAGUUCAAUCAGUUAUUUUUCGACCAUCUGGAUCGUCUGGACUUUUUGAAAAAUUACAGCCAACUGAUUCUUACUUGAAGCCAGAAAAUGUGCACCCCAGUAUAAAACAACCUGGUGCAAUUUUCCGACCUUCUGGAUCAUUGGGAGGAAGUGGCAGGCUGACUGAAAUUGGAACAAGUUCAGAAACAUAUCAACCAGGAGCAGGAUCGACAAAUGCAAAAAUUACCACAACUGAUGACACAAAUUACCAAACAAAUUCCGGAGGUGCUGUAUUUCGACCAUCGAGUUCUUCGAUUCCAAAUUAUCGGAAAAGUUCUGAGAUCGACACAUAUGAAACACACGGAAAAAACUCUGGUGCCCAAUUCAAACCAGUUGGGCCUCCUGCACAAAAACCUUGGGAGCCAACACAAAAUCCGGAUUUCAAUAGGAUAACUCAACCUGCUGUUUUCCGACCUUGGUCACCAUCAAAACCUAGUAAAGAAACGUAUGAAGUGUCAGGAAAUACUCCUUGGAAGAUCACACCAAAUUCUGAAAUUCAACCUACCCCAUCGAAUUCAUUAAAACCAACCGAUCAAUCUGGAGCAAUAUUCCGACCAUCUGGACAAAACCCAUGGAACCCUCCAAAAGAAAUUCCACAUCAACCUCCUGGAAAGGUCGCUCCCAAUCCUUGGAUGAUUCCAAAUAUUGGGCCAACACCCCCGCCACCAACAUUAAUUCCAGUUAUAAUACCUGAAAAUCAAACACCUGGACCGUUGGAUCCAUAUUCUAUUCCGGAAAGAGUCACGGUUUCACCAUCAUCACCUGGAUAUACCCCUGAAACUGAUUUCCAAACUUCGACUUCGAAUGAAGACCUGGUUCCAUUGCUACCUGGGCAUUUAUUACCAACUUUCAAGCCAACCAUAAAAACAACAACACCUAUUAUUCCAAAAACCACAGAGAAAUCAGAAGAAGGUUGGAUUGAAGAAUCAACUACUGAACUGUCUGAAACAACAACUGAUCUUCAAGAAACAUCAGAAGAAGUUCCUGCUGAAACUACAACAACUUCACCUUCACCUUCACAAUGUUUUGUUCAAAAACAAGAAGACAUUAUUUGCGAUUGUGAAAAUGGGAAAAUGAAAAAUCGGAUCACUGGAGAAUGUGAAGAAUCGCCAUCGAUAAUGAAUGUGAAAGUUGAUAUGAAAGAAAUAUGUGGGGAUUCUGAAUUUGAAGAUAAGCAACAUUAUUUGUUCAAUAAGGUGAGUGGGAAUAAUUUCUUGCAUGGAUGAUUUUAAUUGAAAUUUUUAUCAAAAGUUUAUUUUAAGGGUUUCUAACAUAAGGAAAUUUUUUAAAAAAUCUUUAGCUAUCAUCAAAAUAUGAUGUCUGCAUUCGAUCUUCUGAAUUCUCCGAUGGUUCUUCUCUCGUUGCUUCUAUUUCUUGUGUAACUUGUUCAAUAACCGAUAUCAACAAUAAUCUCAAGUCAAGUCAUCUAGAAGCAGCUGGAUUGGGAAGUAGUUUAUGCGACGAUUCGGACUAUAAUCAUUGUCAUUAUGACGCUGAAUGUUUUGUUGAGCCAGAUGGUUUGAGAUAUACUUGUAAAUGUAAACCAGGAACAACUGAUGUUUCAUCUGGAUCAGGCAGAGAUUGUGAAGGAAUUCCAGAUGAUUCACAGUGAGUUUUUUUUUAGUUUUUUUUUCAAAGAAUAUGUAAAUCAAAAAAUUUUUUCACAGGUGUAUUCUGGUAUUCGAUAUUUGUUUGAUUGUUUGGGUGAUCUUUUUAUUUGGAGUGUUUAUGCUCACUUGUUUAUGUUGUAUUGCUGCAUAUUCACUCUGCCCGAAAAGAUGUGGACGACAUGUUGCAAUUCAUCCAGAAAAUGCGGAUGGUUUGAGAACUGUUGUAAUUGGCAAGAAUGCUAAAAAGAGUAAAGAGCAGAUGCCACAUAUGAGAGCAAUAUUUGCCGAAAGUUUGAAGCAUAGUGCAAAGGGUUCAACAUCUGUUGCAAGUGCGUUUGCUUUAGCUGAAAUGAAGAAGAAACGCGUUUCGAAAGCACCAGAGAUGAGUCAGGUUAUUGAAGAGGUUAAUGAGGUGAGAAAAAACGGCAUUUGAAAAAAAUAAAAUUCAAAAUUUGCAGAGCCCGGUGGAGUAUGAAAAAGCAGAUGUGAUUUCUGGUCAUCGAAAAAUCUCAAAAGCUGAAAGUAUCGCAAGGUUAUCAGAUACCGCGAUAACUGAGACACCAAUUCUUGAAAAACAUUCGAGUUCAGUGUCACUUGUAUCCGCAGGGAAUGAGCCAGCUCCGCAACUUCCAAAUCUACCACUAUCACUUCCUAUCCCAGUGACAACAAAUCGUGAGCCCACACCGCCUCCACCAGAACAAAUUGUUGAAGAAUCCAAGGUACAUAAAAAAAUAAUUUUGAAUAUUUAAAAAUUGCCAUUCGUUUUCAGAAAUCUGAAACUGAAAGACCAUCCUCAUCACAUUCAAUUGGAGUGCAACCAACAAUUUGGGAAACCUAUCGAGUACUUGGUCAACAAUAUUCGAAAUCUGAUCAGAAUGAGAGAAAACAAAGCUUGGAUUCACUGGAAUUGUUGUUCGAAGCUAGACAAGCUGAAACUCAUAGAACUGAAUCAAGUCCACCGAUUACAUUCACAGCAAAACAAACUUUAGAGUGAGUUGUGAACCUAUUUUUUAAAACUAUUUUUUCAAUUAAGUGGAAACUAUUUUUUUAAAUAAAAAAAAUUCAUUUUUUUCAGAGUUCCCCAAAUACCACAACCUAUAGUAAUUGCAUUGGAAGAACCAACAACAAGUUUCCAGCCAGAAGUUCCAAUUGUUUCAGAUCCUGUUUCAAUCGAAACUGAAAGAAUCGAGCAUAAUUUGCAAGAAGCAGCAGAAGUCAAACAGUACUUUUUAAAAAAAUAUUCCACGUUUUUUUUCAUUUCAAUAAUUUAUUUUACAGACAUGAGGUGGAUGAAAAAGUUGCUGAAAUGAUUGGUGUGACUUCUUACCAUCCAACACCUUCUCCUCAAUUAGUUGUUACACAAGAUGAAGAAAUUGAAGAACUUCAGCAUGUUGCGGAAGACGAUUCACUUGGAAAAUCACUUGAAAGCGCUUUGCUAAUCGAGAUGGCUAAACAGGGAAUUGAACUUCCUUUGUCACCAAAAACUCCUGUUCCAACUUUGGAUGAGUUGGAAAAAACAUUGGCUGAACAGCGAGAAAUUGAAGAUUCAGAAGAGCAAAAAGUGAUCGAAGAAAUAAAUCGGAAGAUUGAGAGUAGACGAUCAUCAACAAGUCAAAAAUCAAAGAUACCAUCAAGAAAAGGCAGCGUUUCUUCAACAUCUUCUAGGAAAAGUGAGGUUUUCAAACCGUCUGGUUCAAAAUCACCAAAACUUCCACAAAAAUUCCGACCAAAGGGACUUGAGAGAAGUAUGGAAGUGACAGAUGACAGUGAUCCUGAAGUUGCAUUUUUCAAAAGACUUGACGCCAUGAGAGAUCAAGUUGAUCGACGAGUUCCAUUUUUGCCACCACCUCGGCGAGUUAUCAAAAGACGAGUUCCGGAGCGAACAUUAUCAAGUAUCUCUGAAAAAAGUGCUGAAAUUCUCACCGAUCCUGAAGCUGUUGAUGUUUCGAUUUCUUGUCCAGUCACAACAAGGUUUGCUCUAAAUUUUCUCGUGAUUGAAAUGAUUGUUUCAAUUUUUCAGAUCGCAUUUGGAUCCGAUGCCAAAAAAAUCUCGCUUUGCAUUCAAACGAAAAGUGAUUGAAGCCACAAGUGAUUCAUCAGAUGUGGAUGUUCCAAGUUUUUCUAGAAAAUCUCCGCCAAAACCAAUAGUUGCUUCGCCUGAAAUUCCCGAUGUUACAUUACAAAGAUCGAUUGAACAUUUGAACAAAACCGAUAUUGAUAUUGCUUCUCCUAGUGAAAAAAGCGCCGGAAGUGUGAAAAGCACAAAACCAAUUUAUGAAAAACAUCGAAAACCGGUUGGUAUUUUUGAAAAAAUUAUUAAAUUCCAUUUUUUUUAGCUUUUUCAUAUACUUUAGAGACCAAAGUAAAAUCAAAAAUUUGCAGAUUCCUCCACAUCCAUCAAGUAUUACAAGUAGUCGAAUGAGCAGUCGAGUUGUAACUCCUCGAACUAUUGGAGAAGAUUCUGCAUCACAGACUUCUAGGAGCACCAGGCAUUCUGUUAUAAGUCGAAAAAUUGCAAUCAGAAAACAUGAGCUCAAAUCAAUAUCAGGUUCAACAGCUGAUUUGUCAAAGCAGGUUUCAAAAACACCAUCAACUAUAAGAAGUGCGUAAAAAUCAAAAACCAAAAAAUCUAAAAACAAAAACGUUUUUUUUUGCAGGUGCAAAAUCAGUCGGCGACAUUUCACAUCGUCCAGCAUGGAAUAUUUCGCAACAUCGAACAAAUUCACAACAACCAAUUGAAUUUUUACCACCAAUUACACCAACUCGACCAAGUCGAACAGCCGGAAAUUCUCCGCAACCACGUAAUCGUCGUAGUGAUAGUCAUUUUUCGUUAACUUCUCUUCCUGCCGCUCAUUCACCAACAUCUUUUUGGAGUUCACCACAUUUCAAUCCGUCUGAAGAUUCGAGAAAACCACCAAAAGAAGAUUUAUGGUGGAAUCCUAAUAAAAAAUAG